Molecule: messenger RNA, 1350 nt
Organism: Athalia rosae (coleseed sawfly)
Lineage: Eukaryota; Metazoa; Arthropoda; Insecta; Hymenoptera; Athaliidae
Product: JNK1/MAPK8-associated membrane protein
Exons: 4
Coding region: 317-1228 (303 amino acids)
Biological process (GO): response to unfolded protein
Cellular component (GO): membrane
Molecular function (GO): ubiquitin protein ligase binding
Source: RefSeq, a predicted model, not a curated record
UUACUCUUUCAUCCAAGUUUUAUUUGGUUUUGCUGCCGUUAGAGUUCCCCGAGAUCGUAUUACUAGCGUUGACAAUGAGAGUAGAUAAAUGGUAGUUGUUAUCUAUUUGUGUUGUCUAGUUUUUGAGAGGGAUCCGACCUAUAAGAUGGGCACCCCUCAGAAUUUAAAUUGAAUAAGUUGUGCUAUCUAAGUCACCCGCGAGUUAUAUGUAUUCGUGGAUGUUUAUAAUGCUUCCAUUCAUCUACUACGAAACGCGAGAUAUUUUGGAAGAUGUAUGAUCUUCGAGGUUAACAAUACGUUUUAAGUACACUUAAAAAUGUCAAACCUGCAAAUACGGUGUCCUGGUAUGUACUGUGGACGUGAAGCAUUUCCCGAUGGAAAUUGGAGCGACUGUCAUGCUUGUCCUCGAGGAUUUAGGAGCAACGCUUCAUCCGCCUGUGUGUCGUGUGAUGAUUUUCCAAUGUUCUACGACUGGCUGUAUCUAGGAUUCAUGGCUUUGCUAGCUCUUGUUUUACACUGGUUUUGUAUUGACAUGGUGGCAAUGAGGCGGAGCAUCACAAAGGAAGUUAUAGCUCUUCACUUUUCUGCCUUGAUCGAGAUUGUCGGAGCCUCUCUAAUCACGCUGCAGUUGACUGAUCCAAUUGGAUCAUUUGCUAUUAGAUCUUGCAGGGCGAGAAAACUGUCUGACUGGUAUACACUGCUUCAUAAUCCAAGCCCUGAUUAUGGAAAAACUUUACAUUGCACUCAAGAAGCAGUUUAUCCAUUAUAUACCAUGGUGUUUACUUUUUAUGCUCUGGGUAUAAUCCUUAUGCUGUUGAUCCGGCCAUUGAUUGCUAAGAAGUUCCUACCCAAGCAGGGAAAGUUUUCCAUCUAUGCUGCGUUGUACUUCUUUCCGGUUCUAGCAAUGCUCCAUGCCAUUGGUGGUGGUCUUAUUUAUUAUUCCUUCCCGUACAUUACACUCAUAUUAUCUGUUCUAUCAAAUGCUGCACAUUUUGCUUUCAAGCUGAAUCAGUCUGUAAAAUCAUUGGUAAUGAGCUCAGUUUCGGAUGUGAGAAAUAUUGUGGUUAUACUUGGACAUUGGCUCCUACAUGGGUACGGAGUUACGGCACUAGCUACGCUGAGAGGCCUAAGUAUCCACCCAGCGAUGCUGGCCUUGGUCCCAUUGCCAGCGCUGUUUUACAUUCUCACUGCUCGAUUUACAGACCCUAAUAAGCUCCAUACUGAAUGAAAAGUAAAUCCAGUGACCAUCGAUCUCGUGAUCAUCCUGUGUCUAAUACCGUGUUCAGUAUCCUGAAAUACAACAAUGUGCCAAGAGAACUGUCUUAAAAUAAACAUGAACAUUUUUCAGAA